AGGAAAUAUGUGGUGACGAAGGUGAAGCAUGCCAGUUUGGCAUGGACUUCGGGAGUGCUUAUGGGCGACACUAUCCACUCCAUCAAUGGCACGACUGUCAACAAGAAUACAGAGUUAAAGGAGGUGUACAAAAUGAUGAAAACUCAAACCCUGCGGAUGGUGGUUUCAUCGGUGUCCGAGCCAAAGGUCGAGACCACAGAAGUAGGCAGCCCGUCAAGGAAAAAGAGCUCUUUUUCGUUGGGUCAGUUCACAAGGUUAAAUCUCCGCCGUUCCAAAAGUGAAUUAAAUAUCCCGGCCUCGCCGGACGCAGGCGACAGUGUACAAUCUCAACAAUCACCGGAUGCCUCUCCAGCGAUGAAGCGCAGUGAUUCAAACGGCAUGCUUGCGGGUUUACUAUCGCCCUUGCGCGCCCAUAGGCAGCGUAGUGCCACGGUGGUCAGCCCGUCCUCUGGGACCAAAUCAGGGCUGAACCCCGACAGUGCUAAAGACCAGACCCAAUCACGCAGGCGGAAUAGGGCCGGCACUAUAACACCCGUGGUAGCCCCUGAGUUGACCCAGCCGUUGGCUGUGCCAAAGGGCCGGCGAAUCCGCAGUGCUAGUGUGGGAGCACAGGCACCUGCGCCUGCGAUAGAGAAGAAUGGAUCGCCCCUGCACCAGGUGAUUAAUUUGGGCGUGAAGAAUGCCGACAAAAGUCCUCUGACGAACGGCGUGGCAUGUAGUCAGAGGCGAAGCGAAGCUAUGCCAGAUGAACCCCCCCCUGUAUACACAUUACAUACAUCGCCUGCAGAUAACAGCGGUGCGGGGGCGGCGUCUUCCGGUCAAAAAUCUGAGAAUCAGUCAAGCACGCAGAAAGAUAAACCAUCCCAUCCCGUGUUUUAUUAGGUGCACAGUAGCGUGAUCGAUCACGCAUUUACAAUGAUAUACUUAGGUUUCAUGUGGGAGAGAACAAAUAAAGAGCUAACGUUAUGCGCACCUAGAUUUCGAGUGCUACAUGCAA
This is a messenger RNA of Sphaeroforma arctica JP610, 997 nucleotides long. RefSeq lists its product as hypothetical. NCBI's taxonomy places the organism in Eukaryota, Ichthyosporea, Ichthyophonida. The annotation marks the transcript as partial. The transcript has 3 exons. Gene Ontology annotation, molecular function: protein binding. The record is from RefSeq and is a predicted model, not a curated record.